GCUCACUGUCGGCCAACAUGCACACACUCGGGCUCCCAUUCCUGCUGCUCUGGCUUACCUGGGGCCACUCCUGCGCUCUCGGAGGAAAAGUCAACAAGCACAAGCCGUGGAUAGAGACUUCCUACCAUGGUGUGAUCACAGAGAACAUGGACACGGUGCUGCUGGACCCUCCACUGGUGGCCCUAGACAAGGACGCCCCGGUUCCCUACGCUGGGGAGAUUUGUGCCUUUAAGAUCUACGGUCAGGAUGCUCCAUUUGAGGCUGUGGUGUUGAACCGCACAUCAGGAGAAGGAGUCCUGAGGGCCAGCAGCCCUGUGGACUGUGAGAGCCAGAAAGAGUACACAUUUAUUAUCCAGGCCUACGACUGUGGAGCCGGGCCCAGUGGGGCGGACUGGAAGAAAUCCCACAAGGCGGUGGUUCAUAUCCAGGUGGAUGACGUCAAUGAGUUCUGCCCCGUGUUUCGGGAGUCGCUGUACAAGGCCUCAGUAACAGAAGGGAAAAUCUAUGACAGCAUUUUACAGGUGGAAGCCUGGGACCAGGACUGCUCACCACAGUACAGUCAGAUCUGCAACUACGAAAUCGUCACUUCAGGGACGCCGUUUGCCAUAGAUCGCAACGGUAACAUCAGAAACACAGAGAGGCUGAGCUAUGACAAACAGCAGAGCUACAAGAUUAUGGUGACUGCCUUCGACUGUGGUCAGAAGAGAGCGAAGGAGGAUGUGGCCGUCCAUAUUGAAGUCAAGCCUGUCUGCAAGCCUGGGUGGCAAGGUUGGAACAAGCGGGUGGACUAUGAGCCAGGAACUGGGAGCAAGCAGCUCUUUCCCAAGAUGCAUUUGGAAACGUGCGGUGGUCCGUUGUCUGGGGUGAAGGCCAUGGUCGAGCUGCAGACGAACCACAUCGGGAAAGGCUGCGAUCGGGAGACGUACUCCGAAAAGUCUCUGCAAAAGCUCUGUGGUGCAGCAUCAGGCAGUACCGACCUCCUUCCUGCCCCCAGCCUUUCCACAAACUGGACAGUGUCUCUGCUGACUGACAGUGGCAGAGACAGUGACCUUAUCUACAAAUUUGAUGGACGUCAGGCCGCCAAUGUCCCAGAUCACGUGGUGCCCCAGAACCUGACGGACCAGUUCACCGUAGCAACGUGGAUGAAACACGGGCCGAGUCCAGGGCUCAGAGCUGAGAAGGAAACCUUACUGUGCAACUCUGACAAGACAGAGAUGAACCGCCACCAUUACUCCCUGUAUGUUCACAACUGCCGCCUGGUGUUCCUGCUCAGGAGAGAUUUCACUCAGGUCGACACUUUUAGACCUGCCGAGUUCCACUGGAAACUGGAGCAGAUCUGCGACAAGGAAUGGCACUAUUAUGUAAUCAACGUGGAAUUUCCUGCAGUGACACUGUUUGUGGACGGUGUGACCUAUGAACCCUAUCUGGUGACAGACGACUGGCCGAUCCAUACCUCGAAGAUUGAUACGCAGCUGACCGUGGGCGCCUGCUGGCAAGGUGGUGAGGUAGCGACCCCGAGGUUCACUCAGUAUUUCCAUGGCAGCCUGUCAGGUCUGACAAUCCGACCAGGACGCAUUGAAACGCAGAAGGUUAUCUCCUGUUUGCAGGCCUGCAAAGAAGGCCUUGAUAUUAACUCCCUUGAAAGCCUCGCGAAGGACAUAAAGUUUCAUUUCAACCCAGCUCAGUCUGUGCUGGUGGUGGAGGGAGAGGAUGUGGACAGCAUCAACACGGCCAUGACCAAGGUCUCCUACAUCAACUCUCGCCAGUUCCCCACGGCGGGCCUCCGACGGCUUCACAUCACCACUACAGUACAGUGUUUCGGCGAGGACACGUGCCUCUCCAUCCCAGACAUCAAGGCAGUAGUUAUGGUGCUGCCGCCCAGUGAACCGAGAAUCACCAUUAUAGGAUCUAAUCGACUCGUCAGGCCUGCCGGUGACCUCCGGGGCCCGCUGGGUGUGGCUCCCUUCAAAGAGCUUCACAUCACCAGCACAGUAAUGAAGGGAGACAGCUUCGGAGGAUACCGCAGACCUGGUGUGAUGGAGGUGAUGCACAACCUGGACUACUGUGAUGUGCUGGUAAUUGGGGAGGAGCUCAGUCCUGACAGAGAGAGUCUGGAGAUCCAUCACAGUGCUCUGCUGGGAAAACACCUUGAUGCCACUAACUCCACCUCUGGAAUAUCAAUAUAUGGUGUGGACUCCAUGGCCCACUAUGAGCAGGCACUGAGACAGGUGCGCUACAGGAACUGGCGACCUGCCACUCUGAGUGAGAGGAGGUUCAGGCUCACCUGCUCCGAACUCAACGGACGUUACACCAGCAACGAGUUCAAUCUGGAGGUCAGUGUUCUUCACCACUCAGCGCCUGUGGAGCACGUCAAUCAUAUGGCUGCCCAGCCCCAGUACAUGAGGCCCGUCCAUCACCCGCUCAUGAUACAUACUCUGAACUCCCACAUGUCAGGACCAGCACCUCCUGCAGCCACAGUCGUCAUCGUGGUUUGUAUUGCCGCCCUGGUCGUGAUUGUGGUGAUCGGCGUCUACAGGAUUCACGCCACACAUCAGGAAGGCUCCAGAGAGGAGGAGGAGGAGGUCAAAGAUCCAGAGGUGGACUGGGACAACUCUGCUCUCACCAUCACUGUCAACCCCAUGGAGAACAUUAGAGGACCGCAGAAGGAAGUAAGAGAUGAAGAACGCGAAGAGGUGGAAGGAAAGGAGGACGAGCUGGUGGAAGGAGUGACGAGCGCUGAGUCAGACAACAGCGAUGAGGAGGAAGAGGAGGAAGACGACGAAGGGCGAAAAGAGAUGAAAGAGAGGAAGCAGAAGGGAAAACUUGAGUGGGACAGUUCCUCUGUAACAUACUGACCACACACACAGACAUGAACAUCUACACUGACGCUCUCUCUCUCUCUCUGUGUUCACCUCUUUCUGUCUCUUUCUCUAUCGACAACACAAACACGUACACAAACACACUCACACUUCAUGCUCAGUACAAGUACACAGGAAUAAAAUCUCUUAUGAAAUAAUUUACAAUCUGUUGCUGGAAAAACACUUUCGAUCUUUCCGUGGUGUCAUUUUUGAUGAAAUAUCUCCCUCUGCUGGACACAGUCAGACACACAGUGAAUCAGCUGCAGUCCCACAGAGCUGGAAAAACAUUGUCUGUGUGUACAUUAUUAUUAUUCACAUCACAGUCAGUGAAGCAGAGCAAAAUAUAUCAAACAAGCACAGUCAUCUCAUAAUGUGUGCAGACCUCAGGAUCUAGAGGUUUGCUGAUAAAAUUAAAUUCCCAAACCAUAAAGCAUAUCAUAAAUAUGGAGAUCCCAAAAAAAAAGGUUAAAUUGACCAACAUUUAAUACAUGUCCUUACAUUACUUUGGUAUUGUUUAUUUUAUAGACAGAUUGUUUGCAAAAUGUUAAGUUAUUAACUGUUUUAACCGCAAGAUGAUGAUGAAUUGAACUGAUGUAUUCAUAUACAUACCAACUAUCUAAUGUAUCCAUAAACUUUAAAAAUAUGAUUCCCAUGACCUAAAUAGUAGGUAUGACGUAGCUGUACUGUCACUCCGUUCUCAUCUUUGUCUCAAACCAGACACCUCUCUGUUCUUUGACGUCUGUGUGCUGAGUUUCUCCUAACGCAUCACAGUUCUGUGGUUCUGUGGCCUGGACACUAAAGAGAAACGUGAUCUCUCACCAUAAACAUUCCACAUCUCUCCUGGUUUACAUACAGUACAGAGCGGAUUUAUUAAAUGUUGAAUAUCGUCUACCUUUGGUUUCUCAAACGUAUUUUAAAUCUAAAAAAUGGUCACUUUCCUUCAGUCUUGAAUGGAAAAAGCGGAUUGUAGUUAAAAUACAGUUUGAAACAACAGAGCCGAUGGCUCUUUGUUUGCAUUUAUCUGUGUGUCAUAUCUAUCCAUACUGUGGCCUAAUGUAGCUUUUGCUGUUUAGGGUUAGAUCACUUAUCUUUCUUUUAUCAGCAGAUGAAAAGAUACGGAGAUGUUACUGUAUUCGACUGAGACCCUGUGUUUUGUUUUUCCUUUUGAUAUAUCUAUAGUGAAGGGAGCCCUCUAUGCAAUUAUGGGCCCAGUAUAACAGACCAGUACACAGAAACAGGGGCACUCCACUGAUUUAGACUGUGUGUAUUUAAAGGACUGAAGAGAGACACAUUUACACUCUGGUGAAACACAGGCCGGCAUAUUCUGAGUUUAGUGCAGACUGUCGGUCAUUUUCCAGAAAUGCCAUCUGCCAGCUUAGUAGCAUCUUGGACCUGCAGAGCACCUGCCUGUUUCACAAAACAACGGCUUAGAACAAGCUAGAAAAAUAAUCAGACUUCAGUUUGACACAUCUGUUGCAGAAAGCUCACUUGUUCUUGACCCUUGUAUGUAAUUAACUGUGAAUUCUGGGUUAAGACUUUCUUUUAAACUUAAUCCAUUUGUUUUCUACCUCUUCCUAUCCGGGCUGUAGGGGCAGCAGCCUCAGGAGAGCUUUCCAGACCUUGGUCUCCUUUUUCAGCUUUUCUGGGGCAUUCCAAGGCGUUCCCGUGCCAGCCUAGACACAUAAUCUCUCCAGUGUCUCCUGGUUCUGCCCCAGGGUCUCCUCCUCACAUGGGGGAAGCCUGAACCGCCUCAACUGGCUCUUUCUGAGGUACUUAGGGCAUCUGUCUAAGAUACUUUUCAGACCCUUCCCAUGUGAGGUGGAUUCUGCAGUUUUAGCCUUGGGGGGACCUUGGCGGUCCAAACCACGGCUGCCAAAAUUGUCUUUAGGGGCUUUUUCAAACUCAAAAACAGCAAAAAUGUUUGACUGCUAGAAGGAUUCAACAGCAGCAAAGAGAUAAAGAGCAACAAAAAAUAGGUCAUAUAAGAUCUUAGUGUGUUUUGUUUCGUGUCACAUGUCAGCAGGUGAGCGAAACCAGGUCUCCAGCUGUCUUUAAGCAGAACGCCUCCAGUUUGUUGCAGACUCUGUCGAAGCAAGAAUAAAACCCACAGGUGACAUUAACUCCUUUUACUGACUGAGUUCUGGAUGUAGAGGAAAGUGAUGGUGUGUAAAUUGUUGGAGUGCCCCUUUAAAGUCAGGUUAAAGCCCCACAGAGCAACUUCAGUGAGUGUUGGAGCGAAGAAGCAGAGCGAUUGUUUGUUUUCACGUCUCUUAUCAAGUCCACAUUCCCUCACAGCUUCACCACAACUACAGCUUGUACCGUCGCUACUACAGAUUACAACUUUCUCACACAUAACUGAAUUCCAAGAGUUCGUCUAGUCGUUCAGACGAGCUGAAACGAACCCCGACAUUCCCAUUUCUAUGUGUGGACGAUGACUCCUCCUCCCUCUGAGCUCUCUAACUGUCACCUGUCCCUCCCUCUGUUGGCCUUUAAGCACCUGUGAUAGUGAUGUCAUCAUUGUGAAACAACUGCCUUGUUUCCUUCGUCCCACUUUUGUCAUAUUAUGCUUCUGAAAGAUUAAAGAGAAAAAAAAAAAUGAUUCUUUUACAUAUAAAAACAAACCCUGUAAAAAUGUUCGAGACAGUUAUUUUAUAUAUCGGUUUGGUUUUCUUUUUGUAAACAAAAUGGUUGGGAUUUCUCUCUCUUUAGUGGUCAUCCCACUGCUUUCUGUAUAUUGACCAAUAAAAACUUGUUUUAGACUCUA
Molecule: messenger RNA, 5622 nt
Organism: Stegastes partitus (bicolor damselfish)
Lineage: Eukaryota; Metazoa; Chordata; Actinopteri; Pomacentridae
Product: calsyntenin-2-like
Exons: 18
Coding region: 18-2855 (945 amino acids)
Biological process (GO): positive regulation of synapse assembly; positive regulation of synaptic transmission; homophilic cell-cell adhesion
Cellular component (GO): postsynaptic membrane; cell surface
Molecular function (GO): calcium ion binding
Source: RefSeq, a predicted model, not a curated record